AUGCUGUUACUGAUACUGGUACCUCUUUCUUUAAUCACAACUCCUUCUAGAAUUUUCGACAAAAUUGUUGACGCAUUUGACGCAAAAUAUAACGACGAGUAUGAAUUGUAUUUAGUCGACUGCGACUCGGAUGUUUCGCUUACUAUCGUAUUGAACAACAACGACCAUGUGAUCGAAGCCAAACAUUUGUUGCUAAAAAUAGAAAAUACCGAUCAGUGUAUUUUAAGCGUAGAGCCUUUGGAUUUGUUUGGAAUAGACUUUAUUUUGGGCGAUCCAUUUAUUCGUCAGUUUUGUCAAGUUCACGAUGUUGAGCAGCAACGUGUUGGAUUGGCUAAAUCCAAGGCUUGA
Molecule: messenger RNA, 348 nt
Organism: Bursaphelenchus okinawaensis
Lineage: Eukaryota; Metazoa; Nematoda; Chromadorea; Rhabditida; Aphelenchoididae
Source: the annotation of a GenBank genome assembly